This is a messenger RNA of Diuraphis noxia (Russian wheat aphid), 2615 nucleotides long. RefSeq lists its product as uncharacterized. Lineage: Eukaryota; Metazoa; Arthropoda; Insecta; Hemiptera; Aphididae. The record is from RefSeq and is a predicted model, not a curated record.
CCACACCGUUUGCCAGCAGUGUACCAGCGACGUGUAAUACGRCCAGUAAGUUGUUAUACCAUAUCGUAUCCGUUAUUGUUGUUGUUGUGGCUGUUAUCAUCGCCAUCGUCGUUAUCGUUGUUUAAAAAAUUAUUGUUUUGUUAAAAUAUAAUAUAUUAUAAUAUUAUACGGUCCGUGUGAACUGCUCGCGGGUGAUAUUUAUUUUAACAAUUCUCCCGCCGAUUCAUGUAUCAGUCGAUGUGGAAAAUGUGACGAUCCGUUGCUCGUAUACCAGCUCAAGACUACCGCGGGAGAUAAAUAACCGCUUCAAGAACUUAAAAGCUUCAAGCGCCGUUACCAACCAUACCUGACAGAGUGGACGAUUGCGCGCGAAGACCGGCCGGUUAUCGUACGCCGCGCAGUCCUAUUGCAGCUGUUGCUGUCACUAACGCAUGUGUGCCUAUAUCGUAUUAUUAAUGAUAACCAACGUACAGGCAGUUGACAUGGCUGAUGUGUAUACUAAAAAAAUWAACGGACRGACGUGGAGAAAAUCGGACAGCURAAUGAUACCGACCGAGGUUUUGUGUGCUAGGUUGGCGAAGAAGCGUCGGGAAACAUCAUGUGGUUUGGCGUAAAAUGGCUGAUCCAAACAAAAGUAAAGCGCUGUAUUCGUCCUUGGUGGCAUUCCUAGGGUUCGCUUGUUUCGCAUUAGCCGCCACUGCUAUUGGAUUGCCAUUAUGGGGUUACUACGAAAAUCCUCAAGCCGAAAUCGGGACUUCAGGAAUCGAUCGUGGUUAUUUUGGACCAUGGCAAAUGUGCAAACAAUCGUACUACGGACGAACGAAAUGUGGAGACUCGAUAUCCAGGUUUCAUCCUGUGGAAACGGUGAAGAUAGCCGGAUAUUUUGCCAUAGCGGAUACAUUAAGCCUGGCCGUGUUUUGCAUCCUAAGCAUCGUGCAAUUGGCCAUGGUGGUGUCAAAGGAAAAAGUCGUGGUCGCCUAUAGUAAGACCGUGGUUACCAAAUUAGUGUUUGCAUUCGCAGCAACUCUGCUAGCGAUCAUCGCAGCCGGGUUAUUUGCCCUUCAAACCGACGACAAAGACAACAGCUACCAAGUGACCAGAGGAGAAUCGUUUUAUAUGCAGAUUGGUUUAAUUAUAUUGAACUUUUUGCUAUUCGUGGCUGCAAUAUAUGAUUUGAUAUUUUCCCGUCGCUUGGGCGGUGACCCGACCAUCAGUCACCGUGAUCCAUCUGGUGUAGAAGCAACCACAUUCAAUAAUCCUGCCUUUAAGGAGAAGAGGUCAAUGAAUCCAAGAGGGGGUGGCGGAGUUGGAGUCGGCGGAAGUGGUAAAAUAUCGGUGACGGAUGCUAGUGGAAAGCCGUACUUGAGCGGCACGACCAAUGGUAGUACAAUGUCGAUGACCACCACUCUCAGCUCUAAUGGGUCGUCGAUAACACCAGUGAUCCGCAGCCCGUUGCGGUCCAGUUUGAAGAAGCCACGGUCGGCCAACGGAAACGGGACCGGAGGGGGCGUUGGUGGUUUGGGUAUCCAGAAUCCCGGUUUCAGCGGCACGUCGCCCACUCUAUCCCGGAACGGGAGCGUGAAAAAAGUGCGCAUACAGACCCAGAGUACGGCUGUGUAAAGAUUGGAGAAAGCGACGUGCAUCGACUUGACGAAAUAGUAUUAUUGUAUAGACUAAAAAUGGAGGGAAAAAUAUUCUGUCAUCACUCAAUUUCGUGUAGGUAUACAACGAUCAAUAAAUCGUUUUCAUACUGGAGAUUAGCGAGUUGGUUUUAGGCUUAUAGUGGUUGUGCUUGUACAUCAUACCAAUUUCUGUAUAGAUAAUUAUAAUGCAGUGUUGUUCACGUCAGGUGAUUUAAUUGUACGUACAAUACAAUACGUACUACGUACUUGUAGUUCACAAUAACAUCAUAACGAUAGGCAACAUUGUUAACAGUUGAAUUGUAGUGACAGGCGCAUGUCAUUAUUGUUUAAGACGUUGUUUAUAUAGAUUACAGGCAAAAGAAAUUAAACUGUAUCCAGCUUCUAGCUGAAGCGUGCACACACACUAUUAUUUUUAUUAUUUUAGUUAGGAUAGGUACGUCAUAUUUUACAUGCACCCGUUUCAUCGUCAUUAUUAUUUUUUGUUCGUUUCGUUGGUCAUAUUAUAUAGUUGUUAUUUAAUCAAAAUUUUUAAUUAUUUUUACGCAUAUAAUAUUUAUUAUACAAUGGAAUUGUGCCAAUUUUGGACCAACGAACGUGUAAUGUAGCUGUAUGUAUAAUAUUAAAAUAAUAUAAUACCGCACUAUUUGUCGGUAACGUUAUUUUUUCACUUUUCUCCAAAGUAUCGGCUAUAUAAUUCGUUAAAUGUUGAUGUCCAUGUUGAUGGUUGUUAUUGUUGACAAAUUUGUUCUCUGUUUUAAUUUUCGCAAUAUUCGAAUGACCCCGUAUCAAAAUGAAUCUGUUUUCAGCAACGGGGAUUAUGAAUUUAUUUUUGUUUUUAAAACGCAAAUUGUAUACACUAGGUAUAUUUUGCUUAACUAAAAACUCGAGUUUUCCGUCUGACAUAUUUAUUUGAUGUAUAGUCCAUACAUUUAAAUUUAAUAUUUUAGAAAAUUGUUCGUUAAUAAUAUUCUA